UCCCUCUUCUCCAUUUUUACCCAAAACCCCCUUCACACUGCAGCCCUUCCCCACCUUUCUCACGGCCUGAUUUGUUUCUCAGGCCCGUCUCCUUCCUCCCCCCACCUUUUCUGACACGCGGCCCGUCAAGGCCCUCGGGCCCAUCCAUUUGUGGGCACCGUCAGCCAUCCAUAAACGAGAAGCCCCAGCAACAAGAAAAGCGAAGAAACCCAACGAAGCCCAUUCCAACCUCAUGGUUCUGGCGACCCGACUCCUCCGCCAUCUCCGCCGUCGCCGCCUCUUCCCUCCUGUCCCUCCGCCCUUCCAUCGCUCCAACCCCCACCAAAACCAUAGCCCCUUCUCCUAUUCCGACCACGCCACACACUCUUCAACCUCCUCCAAUCCCAAAAUCCAAUCUUUCUACGCUAAAAUCCCCUCCCGCUCCUUCUCAUGGCACGCCUGGACCGGCGGCACAUCAGAUGACAUCGGUGGAUCCGCCUCCGGCAGCGGUGCCGGAGGUGACAGCCUCAUUGGGAACUCCAAAGAGGGACUGGAGUUCAGCCCUGCGGAUGGCUCCGAAACUGGAGCAGGGAUCUCGAGUCUCGGGUCGGAUGGCUCGGGGAUGAUGGAGGAAACGGUUGAAGAGAGCGUGUGGUAUUAUCCAGUCCUCUCUGUGAUUACUCUGCUUGAUGGGUACCAUGAUCUCACUGGUCUUCCCUGGUGGUUAAUAAUCUCCACAUCUACGUUGGCCCUGAGGGUGUCCCUACUUCCUGUGCUUAUUUUGCAACUUAAGAAGGCUGGAGAAAUUGCAAAAUUAUUCCCAAAAUUGCCUCCUCCAUUUCCACCACCCCUAUCAGGAAGGAGUUUUCAAGACCAUUUUCUGCUAUUUCAAAAGAAAAGACGGGAGCUUGGGUGCCCCUCAUUUUUGUGGAACUUUGCAUUCUUUACUGUCCAGGUCCCUAGUUUUUUAUUGUGGAUGACUAGCAUUCGGAGGAUGUGUCUGGAUAGUCACCCUGGGCUUGAUAGUGGUGGCACACUGUGGUUCCAAAAUUUGACUGAUUUCCCACACGGUAUUUUAGGUCCUAUCUUUCCUAUCCUGAUUGCAGGCUUGCAUUAUAUUAAUGUUCAGAUUUCUUUCCAGACAUUUAAGUUUGAGAACUAUCGUGGAAUUUUAGGCCUACUGGUAAAAUACUACAAAUUAUAUCUGGAUAUUCUCGCCAUCCCUUUACUUCUUAUUGGAUUUCACAUUCCUCAGGGGAGUUUGGUAUAUUGGGUAACUAACAGCUCAUUUACUUUAGUUCAGCAAUUAUCCUUCAGAAAUCCGUACAUCCGGAUGAAGUUGGGAUUGCCAGAACAAAAGGUUCAGAUGAGGGAUAAAAUUUCUAGCGAGAAUGUUUUGCAUGAGAAGAGUGGUCUAUUGGAGCAUGCAAUCUCUGCAGAAACUUCAUCUCCUGAGAAAUUGCUUGAUCUUGCUCUUGAUAACUUGGCAGCAGGCCAGCAAGAUAAGGCUCUUCCAUUGCUACGAAUGGCAACUGACAAGAAUCCUGAACUGGUGAGAGCUUGGAUAGCAAUGGGGCAAAUUCUGUGCUCUAAAGGAUUAUUUUUGGAAGCAGCUGAACAUUUUGAACGUGCAAUCUCAAAGAUUCAAGAGGAGGAGGAUGCUCUUCGAGUUCUUGCAUAUUUCGGGGCAGGUGUUUCACAUAUAUGGCAGGGAGAUAAAUCAAUGGGGAUCGAGCACUUGAAAAGACUAGCAGAGUUGAAGGAGCCAGAUGGCCCUAUGGACAAAGCCUGCUACUAUAGAGGAUUGGUGAUGUUAGGAAGCACUCUAUUUCAAGAAGGCGAGAAGUCCGAAGCUUCUAAGUACCUGCGAGUUGCUGCAGCCUAUGAUCCUGCAGUUGAUCGUUACGUGAAAGAAUGUGAAGAGGCAUGAGUGAUCUGCAGAAGUCAUUGACAGAUACUUGUUCGAGGUUUGUAUCAAUACUAAGGGGAUUGGGACUAUUUAUGAUCAAUUUUGCUAUUGCAUACAAGGCAUGAAAAGGAGCCAAACAUGCGUAUCUGCAUCAUUAUUAUUGAUGGUGUUAAGGAGCUGUUCAAACUAUCAAGGUGCUGCUCGGCAGAUUUGAGCUAUCGCUGUUCAUGAACCAUUGUGUGAAAGUUUUAUUUAUUCUUUUGAUUGCUUUCUGUAUAUACAACAUGGUUUCAUGUGUUGGGCCUGUCCUCAUUGGAUGGCUAUCCUGUAUUGUUUCAAGUGAUGCUAACUGCAAUUAUGUCCUAACAUGCAUUGUCAUGAUUACAAACAGAAUGUUGCAACAGAUAACUUUUUUUUUGUGGAGAUAAUAUGAAAGAAGAGAGGCACUUCCCCAACGUAAA
This is a messenger RNA of Phoenix dactylifera (date palm), 2349 nucleotides long. RefSeq names its product ALBINO3-like protein 2, chloroplastic. Gene Ontology annotation, cellular component: mitochondrial inner membrane. NCBI's taxonomy places the organism in Eukaryota, Viridiplantae, Streptophyta, Magnoliopsida, Arecales, Arecaceae. The record is from RefSeq and is a predicted model, not a curated record. Gene Ontology annotation, biological process: protein insertion into mitochondrial inner membrane from matrix. Gene Ontology annotation, molecular function: membrane insertase activity; protein binding.